AAGCCACAGCUUUAUUUAGUGAUGGAACUGAGUUAGCACUGGGGUUCUGACUACCCAGUGCUGCUGCCCCCUCUUCCUUUGUCCUCCAGGCUCUGCUCUUGGGGUGCACACAAUGCUGUGUGAUCACUGUGCCCUCUGUGGCAUUCAAAGGCAUUGUAAUAAACUGCCCAGGAAGUGAUUGCUGGGUUUCUUGUAAUAUGUGGGAGAAUGCAGAUUCUGACCAAGAAAUACAAACAAAUAAAUCCUCCUGGGUCUCAGUACCAAAAACAACUUCUAAGCUUUUUUGGAGCAGUUAGAUUUCUUUUUCACCUAAUGGAGACAAUCAUAUAACUCAGACUUUCAACUUGAUUUCUAGAAGGUGAAUAGACCUACCCAGGAAGACAUUCUCUUUACAUUUUGCUGUCAGUAUUACUAAUGUGGGCAAGAUUCCUAUUGGUAAUAAUGUGACUAUCAUUUCUUUAACUCCUUGUAUAGCAAAAAAAGGGGAAUCUGAGGCCCAGAGCUUUGGAUGUGAUAAUAGCUAGUGAGAGUUCAUUUUAUUUUUAUUACUUUUGUGAUUAGCUUCCACCUAUAGACAACUAUACAGUCUUUGCAUUUACAAAUAAUAGAAACUUUCUUUUAAAAACAAAUUUGCUUCUGUAAAAAUUUGAGUUCCUUUAGAGAAAAUGAUAGAUAAAUUGUAGUAGAGCUGGUAUAGCACACCAAACAAGGAAACAAAUGUCAUGAAGAUGAUUUGGGAAACUGACUUCAGUCUCCUCUUACUUUAGAUCUGGAAAGACCGGAGUUAAACUCAUGGAUCAUUGAUCUCAUGGGUGUGGGCCCUUAACUGUGAAUGCCACCUUCUAAUUUUAUUCAUGAAUUUAUCUUCUGUCUCCUCCCUCACUUUCCCCUCUGUUCUGUGACUUGCUACCCUCAUCUGGUCAGGGAGGGGGACAGUAGUGUAAUGAAGGACACCUCUUUUAAUAAUACGGUGUCGGAAGACUAAAAAUGAGUGAUUCCAUCUACCCAUUCCUCGAGUGGGUAGCAAGAAAGUCUGGGAAAGCCCAGCUCCUCCGGCUCUGUCAGGUCUCGGAAAGUUUCAGUUCUUCAAAUUGGGCAGGAACUGCGUUUCUAAAACUGCCUGGACAGCGGAUUCCUUAGCUCCUUUGCCUCCCAGCUUCGAAUCACCCGAGAGCGUGUUCCAGCGAAACGUGGGAGCGGAUCAGAGAAAGUACUUGGGUGGGAAAGCGAGGAGGCGGUGCCUCAGGGGCGCUGCCCACCCCCCACCCCCCUUUCCUGGCUGCAACACCUUGACCUUCAGUCCACCUCCCUCCUCUUCGCCCCGGGAGUGGGGCAAUUCUCGCAGACCCCGGGGGGUCUGAGGGAGGAGAUAGCGCAUGGUGAUGGACACAGCCCGCGGGAGUGGGAGGGGGUAGGCAGGGCCCAGGAGCCUGGGAGGCACCGCUCCUGCCGCCCAGCAAAGCUCAGCAAUCUGGAAAAGCUGGGUUUGGAUUCCCCCCUCUUUAAAGAGUUCUCGGGAAGUUUGGGGGAGGGGCGAGCCAAGCUCUCCUGUCCUACGGGCGGCUGGGCAAGCAGGGAGGGCAGCAGCCUCGGGUCUUACGGCUGACAGGGUCCUGCCCUCGAGCGGGCUCCGAGUGCUGCUGGCAGGCGAGGGCCACGGGGCGCCGGCGAGGCGCGCUGGGCAGCGGGCCGCGCGGGACAGGCAUGGAGGGUCUGGUCCUCUUCAAUGCCCUGGUCACCCGGCUGCUUUUCCUGCUGCACUCGCUGGUCGGGGUCUGGCGAGUGGCCGUGGUGAUGAAAGAGUCGCGGUACUGGCUGCUCGCGCUGCUCAACCUUUUGCUCGUCCUGGAGACUGCGCUCACUCUCAAGCUCAAGCGUGGCAGAGGCUACAAAUGGUUUUCACCAGCCAUAUUUUUAUAUCUGAUCAGCAUUGUUCCACCACUAUGGCUCCUUGAAAUGCAUCGGAAGACCCAGGAUUGCAGCAUACAGUCUGAAAGAAUGUCACAGAAUACCAGCAGAAAAGAUGACUUCAAACAGUCACUGAUGUUCAAUGAAGAAACCAAAGGAGUGGAAGAUAUCAUUGAGACAGCCAAAGUUUUUGUAAAUAACCUGUCUACAGUGUGUGAGAAGUAUUGGACUCUGGGACUCCAUCAGACAUUCCUGCUAAUGCUAAUCAUUGGAAGAUGGCUUCUCCCCAUUGGGGGCACCAUCACUCGAGACCAACUCUCAGAACUCCUCCUCAUGUUUGUGGGGACAGCUGCUGACAUCCUGGAAUUCACCAGCGAGACUCUGGACUUGGAAAAUGUGAGGAACAACACUCCGCUAGUCUGUGCCAUCCUUGUGAUAUGGACAUGGAGCAUGCUUCAGUUUCCACUUGACCUGGCAGUGCAGCAGGUCGUGUGCCCCUCGUCGGUAACAGCCAGGGGAUUCCCCAGCCUGUUCUUCUGCCAGUACAGCUCUGACCUGUGGAACAUCGGGAUCAGCAUUUUCAUCCAAGACGGCCCCUUCCUCACCGUGCGCCUCAUCCUGAUGACUCAUUUCAGCGUCAUCAAUCAGAUGCUGGUGUUCUUUGCCGUCAAGAACCUCCUCGUGGUGCUGCUGCACCUGUACCGCUUGGCGGUCCUGGCGUCGGCUUUCCGAGCUUCCCGGCGACGGCAGUCAGAAGGCCUCAAAGCAGAGCACGGCUGUCCGUGCGGACCCCCUCAGAGUGGGCCAGGGACCGGCGAGGGAACCGUGAGGGUGGGCCUGGCUAUGCCUUUGCAAACCUCACCAGCCUCCUCUGAUGCCUCGGAGCCCACACCAUAGCCACUUAUUCCCAGCAGGAUGCAGCUGGAAGGAUGAACUUUGUAGGCUCGUACACAGUUCUCCCUCUUUUUUUUUUUUUUCCUUUCCAUCUUGGCAUAUAAUAAUUUUCAAAGAAACAUCAUGAAAAGAUGAUCUUAAACUAAAGCCAAGGAAUUUCCUUUUGUCAGUGGAAUGGAAGGAACUUUGAUUAGUGGUGAUGGCUACAAUUUCUUUUUGAUGGUGUAAGUUGUUAUAGUCAUUCAACAACCGAUUUGUUUCUGCUUGGACAAGGUUGCCGUGACAUGUCCCCCUCGAAAGAUUCAGUGCGACCUGUCACGGCUGUUACCUGAAAAUAUAGACACUUUGACCUUUGGCUCCAUUGUCUGACUGUCUCAACUGAUCUUUUCUGCGAUGUCCCUCCGACGACAAAAAUGUACAGUCAGUGAAUGCAGAACAAAUGAGGGAAAAGUGUCUUUAAAAUUACCUCACUGGGAGCUGGCAGCAGUGAACAUACCUCCUCAGCUUCCAGAUCACAGAGACCCCUCCCUCCCCCUCCGUUUACCACUGCAUGGACCUUCCCAGGGAAACCUUUUUUCUGAGCAGAUGUGGUAUUCUGUCCUGGUGCAUAUGCUCUUACAGAAAUUUUAUUGUUUUUGGCUUGGGCACAACACUCACAGCAAACCAUUCGGUUACCUGUCUAUUGGUGGCAAGGCAGGAAACACUGGAGAAACGCUAGCAGUCAGUUUCAUUUUGAAUAUGAUUUGCGGUGUUCAUCAACCCCACAUGACCAUUUUCUACAUUGGCAAGUUAAAUUGCCCUAGCUGAUGCAGGGAUGCUCUGGAGCAUGGAUGAAGGUGUUCACGCCCUUCAAGGUUACCACAGUUUCUGGUGUCUGCCAGCAACAGCAAACAUAGGUGCAUCUGCUCCAAACUGGUUCCCCUGGAACUGGCCCUUGGGUCUUGGGCCAGGAGAAUGGAUGAACCUCGGUGAGGGACGGAGGAGGUCGGAGCCAGCUUCUGCAUCAUGGGAAUCAGGCAAUGCGCUUCAUCCUCCUGAGUUAAGACUUAAUUUUCUCACAGUUUAGGUAGUCAUUUUGUCCCCUUUACACACCUCUGUACUUUCAAGAUGGAGGUGAUUCUGAACCUUUUAAAGUGAUUUUUGUUUUUAAAGAUACAGUGGAAAAAUUUGCUUGGUUGUGUAGCAGUAAUUAUAUAGGAAGCAAAGAGUUUCAAAAAUAUAAGGGUCAAAGCAUCAUUCUUCCUAUGUUAAUAGGCUCAGGAAUUCAAUGGGGCAUUUUCAGGCAGGAGUGCCUCUAAUUGGUUGUGACCUAUUGUCAACCAUUUGGGACAGUUUUACCUAUAAAUUUCUGUGUAAUAUAAUAUCCACUCACAAAUUUAAUACAAAGUUUUACAAAUACAUUCUGCUUUUACAUAGAGUAAUGUAUUUUUUCAAUAAAUCUUUCUUUUCUUCCUAUGCUUCUUAUUUUAACAAUAUAAUGAUUAUAAAAUUACACAUGAAAUGAGUAGAAUACAUUUAUAAUUAUACAUAAUAAUUUUAUGCAAGUUAAGAUCAGGAAAUUCUAUUUAUAUGAAAUAAAGAACUUGACAACUUUUAAGGGCAUGUUAUUUCAAAUGCUUAGCAAUGGAAAGCAAAAUAAUAACUGCUAUUUAUAAAAAUGCCUCCACAGAAUCUGUUUUUAUGCUGACUGUUUUAUGUUGACUUUUUUCUUCCACAACAUGUAUGUGCUGCUUAUUAUUGCAGAUUUGCUCAUGGCAUACUUUUCAUGUUUGAAUUUUUUUUCUUCCAGCAAAACAAACACUGAGCCUCUAUUUUUAGUAUAAAGUAGUAAGGCUGUUGCAAGGAUAUUUUAAAGUGCUUUUAAAUCUGAGACUUGGCUUGGAUUUGUGAAUGAGUUUCUAGUGUUUAAGUGAAGUAUUUUGUAAUUAGCACUCUUCCAAAGGCCUGGGAAAGCAAAAGCUGUCCAAAAUCUGGCUUUAUUUAGAAAGCUAGGAAGUCAGAGAGUACCCGGGACCAUCUUGGUAAUUAAUGGCAAUAAAAUAGACAUAUAUUCUGUAAGAUUUUCCAGAGAAAACUGCUAAGGGCAACGUUUUUUAAUCUAACUGCCAGUACUUCCAUUCUCUUAGACUGGCUGUUUUUAUAGGUUUUUUUUUUUUAAAUCUGGUUUUGUUUAGUUUACUUCAAAAGAACCCUAAGUACAGCUUGUAUCCCUGAUAAAAAAUUUAUAAACGUAUUCAGUUAAUUGUAUAUUUCUACUGUGAACACAUAAACAUUGUAAUGUUUAAAAACAUCCAAGAAUUUGCUCUAAAGUGGUUAGAACAUGAGUUAUCUCCCGUAUGUUGGGAUCCUGGGACUUGCAUUUUAUUUGUAAUAAGCUGAGUGAUUCAUAUCGUCUGGAUAAUGUGAUAUACGCCAUAGCCUCUAGGCCCACACCAUCCAGCCCCCAGCUCUCAGACACAACACAUGCCUAUUUCCAACCACUAAAGAGAGUGGUUUAUUUGUGAUUAUUGGAUCUGUUUUAUUGCUAUCAUUGUGAUUUUAUCAUUUGAUUAAAGCUCAAUCAAAUGUCAUCCCUAUAAACAGCAUUCUAUUUGUGAGAAAAUACAGUGUUAAUGAUACUGUGUAGAAAUACACUGUAUUUCUUGUGACUAUCUUAUGUGUUUCAUUUGCCCUAAUUGGAUGAGCCUCAGAUGAUAUGACAACGUGGUAAAAUGAGUUAACCAUUCUUAUCUUUGAUUAUUCUGUGAAUUUUUAGUUAAACUGUGAUAGCAUAAGAAAAUAAAAGCUUGAAUGGGCAAAUAGCAUUCAUUCAAAUCUUUCAGUGAAGAGUCUCAGACAAAUUUAUCCACUGGAUUAGUUGUACUUUCAUUAACCCUUAAUAGCUAUAUAGAUAUAGGGAAAAAUUUUCAAGAUUUGCUACCAAUAUUAACCAUUAACUCAUUUAUUAAUAAAAAUUUUCAAAGCAAUAAGAUGUUCAUGGUUUGGAAUUUCCACCAGGUUUCAGAGUUGAGCAUUGACUCUUUUCAUCUUUGGUAUUUAAUAGUAAUGUCUCUUAAUAGUUAUUCUAUUAAAAGAGAAAAAGAAUGGCAAAAGGCAGGCCUCUGUUUACCUUUGCUCUGCUCCAAAAAAGGCUACUUAAAAUAUGCUGCAUAGGCUCAGAGACACAAGAGAAAAAUCAAACAAUCUUGAAUUUUAGAGGAAAAAAAAGACCAUUACUUUUUCUAAUUCUACAUUUUGCUUUUUACUUAAGGAAUAUUCUGGUCUACUCUUGGAAAUAUCUAAUAAGGUUAAACCAGGCAACUAGAGGAUGUUUACAGCUUUGAGACUUCAAAUAACUUUCUGUAUAAUGAGAGUAACCAAAGAAUAUUUGAAUAAUUAACUGCUGCAACCUCAUAUUUUAUAGGUGCUUAUUUUCAGAAUCUUUCUUACUAGAACAUUGUAUAAGACUAUUUUUUGAAGUAUUUGUAUUCGCUAUGAUUCAUCUAUGUAUUUCAUUGUAUAUAUUAAAUAGUGAGUGAAAAAUUUUA
This is a messenger RNA of Heterocephalus glaber (naked mole-rat), 6329 nucleotides long. It is a transcript of the gene Tmem26, whose product is annotated as transmembrane protein 26. NCBI's taxonomy places the organism in Eukaryota, Metazoa, Chordata, Mammalia, Rodentia, Bathyergidae. The record is from RefSeq and is a predicted model, not a curated record.